Molecule: messenger RNA, 738 nt
Organism: Uncinocarpus reesii 1704
Lineage: Eukaryota; Fungi; Ascomycota; Eurotiomycetes; Onygenales; Onygenaceae
Exons: 2
Coding region: 1-738 (245 amino acids)
Biological process (GO): superoxide metabolic process
Molecular function (GO): metal ion binding
Source: RefSeq, a predicted model, not a curated record
AUGCAUGCCAAAGCUCUUCUUGCCUGCUCGCUCCUGAGCGCAGCCUGUGUUGUGGCAGAGACUGGAAAGCUUGGGGAUGCCGAUGAGACUCAAAACAACCCUUUCCGCACUGUCUAUGAGGCUACCCUCCUCGCCAAAGAAGGUACCAACCUUCGCGGCUCUGUCACUGUCAGCGGUUCACCUGACGGCCGUGGCAUCAUCUACAACGUCGAUUUCACUGGAUUCCCCGCCGAAGGAGGCCCAUUCACGUACCACGUCCAUGACCAGCCCGUUCCUGAGGAUGGCAACUGCACCAAGACUCUUGCCCAUCUGGAUCCUUAUAUUCGUGGAGAAGUUCCCCCAUGCGACGCUUCUAAGCCAGAAACUUGCCAGGUCGGCGACCUGAGCGGCAAAUACGGCAACAUUGAGGGCAUCGAGGGCGAAGAGCGCUACAAGAAGGCAUAUAUUGACCGCUACACCGCGAUCACUCCUGGUAUCGGCGCUUUCGUUGGAAACCGCUCCAUCGUGGUCCACUACGCCAACAAAACGCGCAUUAACUGCGGAAACUUUGUUUUGAAGACAACCAACCCCGGAGGCCCUGGUCUUCCGUGCCGUGACGGAAAAUGCUCAACUGGAACUCCAAUUCGUGGGAGCCCAAGCCGUCCUACAGGCCCUCCGAUGUUCGAGGGAGAUGCUUCGAAGGUGAGCGCAUUCUCCGCUACGGGAAUCCUCGCUAUUGUGAUUGGACUGUUGUGGUGA